Molecule: messenger RNA, 3275 nt
Organism: Danaus plexippus (monarch butterfly)
Lineage: Eukaryota; Metazoa; Arthropoda; Insecta; Lepidoptera; Nymphalidae
Gene: rin
Product: ras GTPase-activating protein-binding protein 2
Exons: 6
Coding region: 189-1586 (465 amino acids)
Cellular component (GO): cytosol; ribonucleoprotein complex
Molecular function (GO): mRNA binding
Source: RefSeq, a predicted model, not a curated record
GAUAUUGGCAGCACUAUUACAAAAUUGACACCGAACGGUGAGGUAGGCUCUUUUUCUGUUUUCAGCCCGUAUUUAUCGUGAAAAUUUCGCGAUUUUCGUGACGAUUCGUUACAGUUUACAACAUUUUGAUGCCUAUAUUUUACUGAGCGUAUAGCGGAGGGCUGUAUCAGCGCACCGUGACAACAGCGAUGGUAAUGGAGGCGUCCCCGUCCCCGUCCCCGCAGAGCGUCGGCCGCGAGUUCGUCCGCCAAUACUACACUCUGCUCAACAAAGCGCCCGCACACCUGCAUAGAUUCUACAAUAACUACUCGUCGUUCGUGCAUGGCGGGCUGGACGCGCCCAACCGCGAGACGCUGCCUGUCGUCGGACAGAAGCAGAUCCACAACCGUAUCCAGCAGCUCAACUUCCGCGACUGUCACGCCAAGAUCAGUCAGGUGGACGCGCAGGCCACGCUGGGCAACGGAGUCGUGGUGCAGGUCACCGGCGAGCUGUCCAACGCCGGCGCCCCCAUGAGGCGCUUCACGCAGACCUUCGUGUUGGCGGCGCAGUCGCCCAAGAAGUACUACGUGCACAACGACAUCUUCCGCUACCAGGACGUGGUGUUCUCCGACGAAGAAGGCGAAGGCUCCGGCCGCUCGGACGCCGAGGAGGAGGACGCGGCCGCCGGCGGGUACUUCCCGCCCGCUUUUCCGCCCGCGCCCUUCCCCGCGCCGCCGCACGCCCAGCUCGUGUCGCUGCCCGCGUCGCCGCAUCUCAACGGACACCCUCACGACGACCCCGCCAGGCACCUCGCGGCCGCGCUGCAGGCUGACCCCUCCGCCAUGUGUCCCGCGACACCGGCCGGAACCACCUCGACUCUGCGCCCCGUCUCCUCGGCCGGCACGAUCGCACCCGCCGCCGCCGCAGUCCCCGAGCGGGAAGAGGAACCGGCCCCGGAGCCCGAGCGUGAGCCGACGCCUCCGCCCCAGCAGCCGACGCCUCAACCGAUGCCUCAACCCGCGGCGGCCGCCCCUCCGGAACCCAAAACGUACGCCAACCUGCUGAAGUCUGGAUCGAGUGCUAGUACAACGCGUGGCUCACCCCCUGCGCCCCCCGCACCCGUUCCCGCUCCCUCAUCUGCGCCGGCGCCCGCCUCGCACGAGCCCCGCGCACGCCCGCCCAGGAGCGCUCAGCCACAGCAGCAGGCCGGCAACCAGGACGGCGGUCGUCGGUACUCGGACGCCCAGCAACUGUUCCUGGGCAACCUGCCGCACUCCGCCACGGAGGAGAGUCUGCGUGCUAUCUUUUCUCGGUUCGGUCCCGUGGCCGAGCUGCGCGUGCACAGCAAGCCCGCCGCGCCCGGAGCGCCGCGCCACCCUAAUUACGGCUUCAUCACCUACGAGACGGCGCAGGCCGCCGCCGACUGUCUGCUGGCCGCCGCCAACGAGCCGCUGUACUUCCCUGGCGAGGGCGGUGAGGGCGGCGAGGGCGCCGGCGUCAAGCUCAACGUGGAGGAGAAGAAGACCCGCGGACGCGAGCCCCCGCGCCGCCGCCCGCUGUCGUCUCACCGCGCCUCCUUCCAGCCACGCCAGAACUUCCGCCGCUAAGGGGCGCCCCGCGGCCUCCUCAGUCGACCCCCGCCCCCUCCUCCCGACCCUCCACCCCGCGCCACCCCGCGCUUCGCAUUUCGCUUCUUUCGUUAAGUAGUUAGAUAGUAAAUUAAUUUAGUCGGCGAGGUCGUCGACCAGCCCCGAUCUUCGAACCUUCUCCUGCGGUCUCUCGGACCGCGACCGCCACCGACCGCGGUCCGCGAGUCGUCGGCGGUGUCGGUCGCGGCCGGCCUGUACGUGUAUGUUUUGUAAUUACUUAUAAUAGUUUUAUAUUAAGCACUUUAAAUUUAAUUUUGGUUAAUUUUAACGAGUAUCCUGUACACUUGUAACUUUCGUGUGAAUAUUAUUUAUACUGAUCGUGAAUUCGGCCACGUCCGUGGCGUACCGCGCAGUGGACGCGGUGGAGACAGCUCCCCCACUGAACGUUUCUGGCAUGUCUCUACGAACGUAUCGAACGCCUCACUAUGAUCCGCGGCGGCUGAGCGCCGACCGGUGACCGUCUUCAUGAAGACACCUGGAAAUCCGGAGUAGUUUUCAAACACAGGGUCGUGACGCCCCCCCUCCCCCUCCCCGCGCUCUGCACGCCCCUCUCCCGGUGUCGCGGCGCUCCUCGGCGAUGCCGGCGGGAGUAGAAUGUGUUCCGAUCAUGGAAUCGAUGUGAUUUUACAAGUUUUGUAUAUUUUAAUUAUAUGUUAGGUUACCAUCGGCUCGUCCGUGACCCCGGCUGGCCUCCGGCGACAUUGGGAAGGUUGAGUGAAUGAGUGAGUAGUCCCCCCCAGAGCGGCGCGGGCCCCGGAGCACGGCCGGCACCUUCCCCGUGUCGCUGGACCCUCCGUCCUCUUCGCUCGUUUCAUUUUUUAUUCGCAGCUUAGAAAAUUACUGCUAUUUUUAUUAUAAUAUUUUGAUACAAAAUAUUUGACUAUUUUGUUAAUGAAGUUGUACAUGGUCCCCUCACUGUGAAAGAUCCACUCCGUAUGUUCGCUCGCCGUAUGUUCGUCUAAUUUGCUUGUGUCGGUAUCACUGACUCCUAAUCAUUAUAUUUUUCGGUCCGACACGUCCGCUCCUCGGCUGGCCGUCUUUCUGAUCGCGUUGUUGUCGAGAACGUAUCGUGAACUCACUGAACGGUUCGGACUUUGUUCUCCGAGUUCCGUCGUCAAGUCGAGGCGGAGGUCUCGCUGUCCACUAUACUCGCAGCAGACGAGUCGUUACAAUAUUAGAUCGGUGCCACGUCGCAGUCCGAUGUCCUCCGGAGAGAAAUAUCUUUAAUUAUAUAAAUUAUGUAACAAAAAUAUAAUAGUACAUGUGUUGAGUCACGAACGGUGUCGCAUCGGGCGGAGUCGGGGCGCAGUGCGCGUCGCCGCUGUUUGCCGACGUGUAAUAUUUAUAAGGAAGGGUGGCGACGUGUCCGCACACUCCGCCCGCUGCGGGUGCCGUCACGUGACGACCUGUUCUUACAGUCGAGAGACGCCCCUGUGGUGUCGCUGGAAUGAUUUGUUUCUGCCCCGUGUGUCUGCCAGCUGCCAGGCCGCCCCCGGCCGCCCCCGGCCGCCAGGUCUGGGAACUUUUCUAAGGGUCUAAAUUGUUUCCAGUGUGUUAUAGUCGGUGUGGCGCCGUGUCCGCGUCACUCGACCUCUGACACGACGCGUGUAACGUUGCCCUCUCUAAUAGAGACGUACUUUUUGUAAA